UAACGUUGUAAGUUGCCCUGCAGAAAAGUGUCGGCUAAAUGAAUAAAUGUAAAUACGACACGUCCAAACUUUGUGAUCUCAUGAAAUCGGUGAGAGUUCUGACUUUCAUAGCCAGUGUAAUGACAGUUGUUUUGAAAGACAAAUCUGACAUGUUACUGUUCUCUCUUCAUGAUAUACCUUUGUAAGUCCCGCUACGUACAGCAACGGUAGGUUUCAGCAUCGGCAAUUCUCAUCCGUGCUUCGCUUUCGCAGCAAUCACGAAUAAACAAAACUUUAACAACGCUGACAAAAUCAGUCCGUCGCAGAAAUUCACGGACUGCGAAAGAGCACGUUGAUAGAGACGCGUCCUUGCCUCUAGGGAGGAACGGAAAAGCGGGAUACGCCACGCUGUUGUGACGUUUGGAAAAAAGUGUAGGCGGUGUGACGUCUCUCUCUGUGUCGUACAGCCAAAUUGUCGAGAUACACAAGUAGAACGGCGUUGCCACCAAGUCUCGUGGGGCAACACUUCCUGUGUUUCUACGUCAUUUGUUUUCACUGUUGUGGCGGUAAUUAGGUCUGGAGCUCGAAUUGUGAAAUGGCAACAGUAACACUGCACCGGUGCUCCCCUUUUCCCUUCCGCUCAUCUGCCAGACAGACUGGGCCGCUUCUUCUCUGCGCCGCAUUUCUGCGCUGCACCAAUCCAUCCCCGGAAUAAAACCCCUUUGCAGAGGCCGAAUGACACCCUGCGAGCAGUUGUUUUCAGCCAAAAACAUCUGUUGGGCAGCAGAACAAACAAAAGUGCAGGAGCAGCCGCCUCUCCCAUACUGCGGAGUGACCUGGCGUGUCACGAGAGCGGUUGGCUCGGCAGGUCAUCCGGGAACCUUUGGGAACGUGAGAAAACUUCUGAGAUGGAAGGAAAAACAACAUGAAGAACACGCAAAGAAAACGCUCUUCCUUUGCCCUGAGAAAUAGGCAGUAAGAUGGUUAUGGCAAAAACUUGAAGCUGGAAGGCUGCUGGUUUGCAUUUUAAGGGAAUUCCCGCUGUUGUACCUUCCUGUGAGAUACAUACUUUUAAUAAUUCCCGUCGUACGGAGCACAAGUGGCACGCUGCCGUUCCGAUAUGGGGUUUGACCCCGGCUCAGUCUGCGGGGAGCGUGCGUGUUCUCUGCUGUACCGUAUCGUUCCUCGGAACCCGGGUGGGUGAAAACGCAAUUGAAAGGGAGGCAUACCUGGAAGAGCGCACACAAAGUACAGUCACAACAUGCAUCGCCUCUUCAGUGUGGUGUCCGUGGUUUUUCUUAACGCACAUGCGGUUCAGGUUUAUUCCAGGGCCCGUUUCCAGCCGUUUGAUGUUCCGUAGGUGGGUCUGCUUUGGCCGUGGGUUUCGCAUCAUUUCUAGCUUGGAGCAGGACAAAGCGGCCUCAGAACAGCUCGUAGGAGCCGAUUACAUCUGUUCUGGAGAACAAAAGGGCUCUUUUGGCAGCGCGGCCCAGAAAUUAAUACGCAUCAUCUGCAGGAACACCCAGACGGAAUCGCUCGGAAUCGUUUCCCAUCAAGAGCUGCGGCGGCCCCAGUGUUUACUCAUGUUUCUUAUUUGGCCGCAGCUGCUUGUCAGAUAAAUAAAUCACAUGCUGGAAGGAGGGCGGUCGUCGUCUUUGAGAGGAGAAAAGGGGGAAAGGGUGGAAAAGUCGUUUCAGAUGUGCGCGGGGUCCGGCCUGAGAGAGCUCACUGGGAGAGAAGGAACCCACCUCCCCCGCCGGCCCCCCGAAACGUGAAACACGAUGAGACGAGUACGUGUCCGAGGAGAAGAGCGCCGUUCCCUCGGCUGUCGAAGGGUAGGACAAGCAGGCGCUGGGGGUGAAACAUCUGUUUAGCGGGGGGAGCCGGGCUGUGUCGCGCUCGCCCUGCCGGGCUUCCUGUUUUGCGUCGACCCCGCUAACGCUGAGCGCUCGCACUUUCGCCUCGACUGCCGGAGCUGGAAAAACAUAGAACAGUUUGUUUUCUCUGACAUGAGGAUCGCGCUUAGCUUUUUGGGAAUUUUCCUCUCGUUCGCCGGAUUCAUCCAAGGAAAUAUGAAUGCAACAAAAGGUUGUUGGAACUGUUCACAGAGCUGUGACGAGCUGUAUCAUGUGUGCAACAGCUUUUUUCAUAAUAAUAUUUCAUCCACAAUGAUGGAAUGCUAUACGACAGUGACUAUAAAGUUCUGCUAUGAGGCGUUUGAAGUAAAUUUGACCAACAUUAGCCAAUCAGGACAGUGCAUGUGGAAUAACAUCAAGAGCUCCUACAACAACUUCACUUUGUGUACUGAGACGAUAGCGGACUGCCUACGUAUCCCCUGGCCCAACAAGUUUGUGGAGGACACCUUCGUGCAGAUCCACGCCAAGUACUUGAGAGACUGCAUCAUGACAGAACUCUCUGACCCCCCACCCAGCAUCGUUUUCGCCCUGGUCAUGACUCCCAUAUGCCUCAUCCCCAUCAUCGUUGUCCUAGUGGUGCUGAAGACCAAGAAUGGGGAUGGCGCCUCCUGACUGCUGGGAAGCACCCUACAAAGGCAAACUCUGACCAGCAAACCCCACUUUGUCCCAUCCACAAGCUUCACUAUCGAUCACUUUUAUGUUUUAUAGUUGCGUACUUCCAGUGACACUACAAACAAGUGUACCUUGGCCUUUCGUGAAGAAACACUGCUUGGCUGUACCAUUCAGCUUCUGCUGUCAAAGUUGGCUUGUCGCUUUGUGAACAGCCCUUCGUGGAGAUAUGGCACAGUCCCCACACCACUGCGUGUGUAGCUGCUGAUCUCUUCCUGUGGUGUACGCAAGAGAAAUCAAGGAGUGAGGUGACCAAAUCGUGUCUGCCAAUGGAAAUAUAUAUACUCUUAUUAACUUCAUAAUCGGUUUUUUGUCUCAACUGUCUUCAAAAUUUCCCUUGAAGAAAUUAACUUCUGAACAGCAGUGUUUUUUUUUCAGGGUGGUAACUCAUCUAAAUUUCCAAAUUGUUGGGUGUGAUGAUUAUGACAAAAGCUCACACGUUUGCUAGUAGUAUUUAUGACGACUCUGCGAUUUCGGAAAUUUUGUCUUCUUGAACAUUUCUGCAGACGUCUACAUUCCAUCAACGUUAUAGUCCUUUAAACUGGAGAGAUAAAUGUUUGAGUGUAGCUGUGCAACACGAACAAUAUGUGACACUUUACGUCUAACAUCUGGCAGUAACCUAGAGGAAAAGCAGUCUCGUGUCAGUGCCUUCCAGUGAUGACACUCCCAGGGGUGCGGAGCGGGGCGCGGUCGUAGCCCUAGGGAAGAGGAGAGCAUGGGAUGAGAGGCCCGAGACAAAGGCAGGAACAUGAUACGUUUCCUUCCAUUGUCUGCCACCCCCUGCUUCUUCCUCCCCCCGGUCUGCUAUGUUCACAACCCGAGUGCUGAUUCAAACACCAGAGUUCACCGCAGUAAGAAUGAAUGCCAGUAAGACUGCGGUUAAGGUAAAUGUCGAUGCGGAGUAAACGCAAGAUACGAUGUGACUGUGUCAUUGUCAUUAUAUUCACAACUAAAUGCCAGUGGCACUGACGUAAGGAAUGAAUGAAUUUAAGCAAUGUACGCUUCUUUUACAAUGUUGUUAUAUACACCCAUAUAUUUUUUCUUGUUCAGCGUGUCUGUCGGGACUCUCGGACAUGUGAAAUGUCUGUGAAACGACUGUCCAGAGACAAUAGGAUGGCAUUUGUUCCAUAUUUGAACUACUACACAUCCUAACAACAAAGAAACAAUGGGAAAGUGCUUUAUUUUCCCAGCAAGCUAUAUGCAGUUUGUCUCUUUCUGUGUUGUAGUGGGUUACUGUGAACUGAUGAGAAUAAAAAAAAAAUCAAUGACUGUAAUGGAACCUCCGUGGGUACUGCUGUCACCUACCCUCUGCCUCUGUCUUUGUCAAGUUCAUGUUCUCUCCGUGCUCCUGUCGGUUUCCACUUCCACUUCAUUCCAAGUUCUGUCCCAGAGAUGUGCCCUUUGGAUGAAGCAAUCACUUUGACUUUGCCCAUAGUGUGUCACUGGAUAAUAGGUGUUUUUCACUGCAUUAUCAUUCUGCGCUGGGCGUAUCGCUUCUUGUACCCGGUGCUGGCUCGAGACUACCGUGAAUGUGCCAGGGACCCUGCCGUUAAAACAUGAAAAACAUAAAUGAACAGCAUUAAUGAGACAUUUCAAUGUUUUUUCAACAUUUUACACAAGCAAUGAAAAAAGUUGCUUUGUACUAUGUAAUUAUGGCAAGGUUAUGUAUGUUUUAGAUAUUGUUUUCUGUUCUCUCCUCGGAAUCGGGGUACUACAGAACCUAACGUCUUCUUUCCUGUUUAAGUAAAGCCUGUACCUACAGACGUGAGGCUAAUUAUUCCAGCAUGUUGUAGGCCGUGUUUCAGAGAAGGGACAUAAUUUAAGGGCGCACAGGGAUUCCCUCGCGAUGACCUCAUCGAGUGGCCCAGCGGGGGUGUGUCCCGGAGAGAUAUGCACAUUGUCUAUUAUGUUAUGAUGGAUAGGUGUGUCGCACAAAAGGUUUUUUUUCUGCCAAGUUUUCCACUGAUCUCACAGCAUUAUCAAAAUGCGGUUUUCACUUCACAAUCAUUAAACUCCAGAAGGUUUUACAAUACACGGCAUUACAACGUUACAUAAUGCAAGCAACUGCAGUCUACUUGGCCUUUUUAGACAAUGCAGUUUCUGCUGUUUCCUUACUACACGGAAUUACUUUUUUAAUUUUGUACUGAAAUACACUGAUGUCAUCCUCUUGCAUUA
This is a messenger RNA of Scleropages formosus (Asian bonytongue), 4739 nucleotides long. RefSeq names its product receptor (G protein-coupled) activity modifying protein 2 (gene ramp2). Lineage: Eukaryota; Metazoa; Chordata; Actinopteri; Osteoglossiformes; Osteoglossidae. Gene Ontology annotation, molecular function: coreceptor activity. Bases 1989 to 2507 code for a protein of 172 amino acids. Gene Ontology annotation, cellular component: signaling receptor complex; cell surface; membrane. The record is from RefSeq and is a predicted model, not a curated record. Gene Ontology annotation, biological process: intracellular protein transport; G protein-coupled receptor signaling pathway; receptor internalization. The transcript is spliced from 4 exons.